Fraxinus pennsylvanica is the source of this 684-nucleotide messenger RNA. NCBI's taxonomy places the organism in Eukaryota, Viridiplantae, Streptophyta, Magnoliopsida, Lamiales, Oleaceae. The record is from the annotation of a GenBank genome assembly.
AUGGCUAUUGUGAAAAACCACUCAGGCUGCUAUGUUCAGUUCACAGUGUUGUUCCUGAUAGGAUCAUUAUUAUUAUUUCCAUUGCCUUCUCAAUCUUCAGAUCCUGAUCCUUUGCAGGAUUUUUGCAUCGGGGACACGAAAAGCGAGUUAUCUGUUAAUGGAUUUCCGUGCAAGCCAGCCACAAAAGUCACUUCAGACGAUUUCUUUUUCGACGGGCUAAGCAAAGAGGGAAACACGAGUAAUCCAUUUGGAAGUAUUGUGACCCAAGGCAAUGUUGAGGAAUUUCCGGGCGUCAACACGCUCGGGAUCGCCAUGAAUCGAGUCGAUAUUGCUCCAGGAGGACUAAAUCCACCCCACUCCCAUCCACGAGCGACAGAGAUCGGAGUACUGAUCAACGGGAAACUCCUCGUUGGAUUGAUAACAACUGGGGAUGUGUAUUACUCCAAAAUCUUGACUCCUGGACAAAUGUUUGUGAUUCCUAAGGGACUUAUACAUUUCCAGAUGAAUAUUGGAGAAGAAAAGGCCCUGAUUUUCACUGCUUUUAACAGUCAUUUGCCUGGUGCUGUUGUCGUUCCGCUGAAUCUUUUUCUUUCAAAGCCUUCUGUUCCCGAUGAUGUUUUAAAGAAGGCUUUUCAAGUUGAAAAAACAGUGAUUGAUGAAAUCAAAUCCAAGUUGGGCGCUUAA